Messenger RNA from Selaginella moellendorffii, 714 nucleotides. RefSeq names its product adenosylcobalamin/alpha-ribazole phosphatase-like. The record is from RefSeq and is a predicted model, not a curated record. NCBI's taxonomy places the organism in Eukaryota, Viridiplantae, Streptophyta, Lycopodiopsida, Selaginellales, Selaginellaceae. The transcript has 6 exons. The coding region runs from base 28 to 666 and encodes 212 amino acids.
UGCAAAGUCUUCGUCUUUGUUAAAGCUAUGGAGCUUCCCGAUCUUCACAACAAGUAUUGGGUGCUCAGGCAUGGACGAAGCGUUCCCAACGAGUUGGAUCUAAUCGUCUCACACGAGGCUAAUGGAGUUCUGCCUGGGUAUGGGCUUGCUCCUCAGGGCCUUGUGCAAGCAAGAAACGCUGGCAAAAUCUUCGUCAAGGAACUCAAGAAAUUUAGUCUAGACAAUGUCUGGAUCUAUUCUUCCCCGUUUAGCCGCACGAUCCAAACAUCUGAGUGCGUUUUGGAAGCGGUGGAUGCAAGCUUUGAGAAUACACGCAUUCAUGUUCUUAGUGAGCUUAGGGAGCGAUACUUUGGGCCAUUCUAUGAACUAAAGUCGCGCUUGGAGUACUCUCACGACGAUAGAAAGGAUCCCUUUGUUGGGCCUGAAGGCGGUGAAAGUGUCAUGGAUGUGUACGAGAGAGUGCUCAAAGCAAUUCAUGAAAUCGAGCGACAAACGCACGGGUCUGCUGUUUUGAUUGUUGGCCAUGGUGAUGUUCUUCAAAUCCUCCAGGCAGUAGUGGACUACAGGAGCUCAGAAAAGCUCGGAACAUAUGAAGAACUUGCCAGUAGCUUGUCCAAACACAAGAGAUUUGAGCUUUCUAAUGGCGAGCUUAGAGAGCUCAAUUAGUCAUCCAUAUUUUAUAUUUUUCCGUUUACUAUUAGUUUUUUAUUCAAA